AUGUACACAUCCCACGACCACCCGUUCACAGAAAAUAUUAUCCGGGUGCCGCUACCAGAUAAGUAUAAAUCACCCCUCAUUCUGCUAUAUGACGGAAGGAGUGAUCCGGACGACCACUUGGAGGUGUACACAGGGUAUAUGGUCAUGCAUGGAUACCCCGAGGAGGUCAUGUGCCGAGCAUUCAGGAAUCACCUUUCCGAUUCCGCCAGGAGAUGGUUCAGAUCCUUGAAACCAAACUCCGUCACCAGUUGGGAUGAUUUGAAGAAUGCCUUUUUGACCCAGUUCAUAGGUGUGAAAAAAUACAUCCCACCGAAACAAAACCUCUCAAGGGUGUACCAGGGGCGUAAUGAGUCCCUGAAGGACUGGAUAGCCCGGUUCGGGGAACAGGUUACCACCACAGAGGGAAUCUCCGACGAGGUGGCUUUAAUGGGGGCGCUGUCGAGCAUGAAAAAGGAUAUCCCCUACAGUACAGACCUCGAUCGGAGACCACCCCAUACCUACCAAGAAUUCCUAACAAGGGCACAGGGAUUCAUCAAUGCCGAGGAGGCUAAGAAGGCCCUGAAGAGUAAGGUAGCAACCCCUGCCAAGGAAGAGGUAGGGCAGGCGAGUAAUCAAAACAACGGUAAGAAGCGCCGAGGUCACCCUCAGGUGCAAGCCUAG
This is a messenger RNA of Morus notabilis, 660 nucleotides long. RefSeq lists its product as uncharacterized. The record is from RefSeq and is a predicted model, not a curated record. Lineage: Eukaryota; Viridiplantae; Streptophyta; Magnoliopsida; Rosales; Moraceae. The transcript has a single exon. The coding region runs from base 1 to 660 and encodes 219 amino acids.